Molecule: messenger RNA, 1477 nt
Organism: Rhizopus microsporus ATCC 52813
Lineage: Eukaryota; Fungi; Mucoromycota; Mucoromycetes; Mucorales; Rhizopodaceae
Product: WD40 repeat-like protein
Exons: 6
Coding region: 169-1293 (374 amino acids)
Biological process (GO): protein ubiquitination
Molecular function (GO): protein binding
Source: RefSeq, a predicted model, not a curated record
CUAAUAUAUAAGCAUCACUUGUAUAAAUUUACUUCAAGUAUUGCUCAAAAGCAUAAACAAUGCAUGAAAAGACUAUAACAAACUGUUUGUAGUCAUUCAACUGUUCCAGUAGUUCAAACAUUUUGAAAGAAACAAAAAUUUGGCACUCUUGCACUUACGCCCAAUAAAAUGGCCCCACUGCCAUCGUCUUUAAUUUUCUAUUUUUCAGCCAUGGAGAACUCAAAUGUGUUUGGUCUUCGACAUCAGGCACGAUGCUUAACUUCAGUGAAAAAGAGUACAGAAAAGAGCAAGUUUCUUGCGGGAACAGUGGGCGCAAAAGAGAAUGUUGUAUGUUUGCUAGAAUAUGAUGAUGACAACGCAUUAUUGUCUUCCUUUAUGUUUCAACAUCCACAAGAAGUAUGGGACAUUGCGUCAUGUCCCAAUGACGAAGACGUGUUUUUUACUUGUCACAGUUCAGUAUGCGAGAGUCCAUUAAAAUCAAAGGCUACUCUAUGGCGUAAACCAAGCGUAUCUAUUGAGAAUCAGCAGCAGGAAUUGAUACCCUUGAUGACAUUAGACUAUGAAGGAGCAAAAAAAGUUGUCUGGAGUAAUGAAGAGGGAGAUCAGCAAGCUGCGUGUAUUGACUCAACGCAAAUUCAUCUUUUUUCUACCGAGAAUGCAAAGACUUUGCGUACAAUAGAUGCUUCAUCCAUGUUUUCAGCAGGCUCUGAUGCACCUUCGCUCAAGCUACUUCAAAAUGCUGUAUGGAACCCACAUGAUCCGCAGAUAAUAGCUGUUGGUGGCAACUGUGUAGCUGGAUGGGAUAUAAGGUCUGGGCAGAAUAGCUUUAAAAUAUUAAAUGCGCAUCAAAGUACUGUUCGUGCAGUAGAUUACAACCCGAACAAACGUCAUCAUUUAGCUACCGGUAGUGAUGAUGCCCUCGUUCACUUGUGGGAUGUGAGACAGUUAGAAAAGCCCUUGAUGACGCUUGAAGGAAAUAGUCAUUGGAUAUGGUCGGUAGCAUUCAAUCCUCUGCAAGACCAACUGCUACUAGCAUCAGGCUCGGAUGGCCUUGUUCACUUACAUAAUGUGUAUUCUAUAUCUUCGGCUGCUACUAUGGAAGAAGAAGAGGAAGAAAUAGGGCAAAAACCUUCCGAUGGAUUGAUUUGUACUUAUGAUCAACAUGAAGAUAGUAUAUAUAGUGCAGUAUGGAGUUUUGCUGACACUUGGACAUUUGCUUCGAUUUCAUACGCAGGUAGAGUAGUUAUUAGCCAAGUGCCGUCCGAAGAGAAAUUCAAGAUCCUUGGCGUAUAAAUGAAUAAAAAACAUACCCGGCUAUUUAUAAUAUGUGAAAACAAGAAGUUGAUCAAUCUGAAAACAUUGACAGAGGGCGGAGGGCUAUGAUUUAAAUAAAAGAGUCUCUUUUUUGCAUUUGUAAUAAUAUAAAGAGAGGGUGGGAAGCUCCGGCUUGAGCGAAGCCAAAAGUAAGCGAGCUUCC